Messenger RNA from Drosophila elegans, 4866 nucleotides. RefSeq names its product armadillo repeat-containing protein 2. NCBI's taxonomy places the organism in Eukaryota, Metazoa, Arthropoda, Insecta, Diptera, Drosophilidae. The record is from RefSeq and is a predicted model, not a curated record. Bases 240 to 2915 code for a protein of 891 amino acids. Gene Ontology annotation, molecular function: protein binding. The transcript is spliced from 7 exons. Gene Ontology annotation, biological process: cilium organization.
GAAAAGUGGGUGGGCGGUGAAAGUGGGCGAGAAGGAGAGUGGAAGUGGGGAAGUGGUUCCCCGUUGGCAUGGUGCACGCGAAAAAGCCAAACGAAAGGUACAUUUUCCAGGCAAACUCCUCGCUGCUUUCGAGGAGUACGUCUAGAACUGUUGGUCGCGUUGGUUGAGAGUUGUCCAUUGUCCAUUGUCCAUUGUAUUGUUAUACAUUAUAGACAUUUAAACAAUUAGGGCGCCUCAAGAUGAGUCUCCUUUUGCGGCGACGAUCGCGCAGCGAAACGCGUUCUCACGAGAUUCGGACGGAGAAGGCCAGACAGCCGGAAUCGGAAUCGGAAACGAAAUCAGACAAACCGGACAAGGAGCAGCUGGCGAAGCACUCCCACCACCAUCACCAUCACCACCAGAUGCGCCACAAUGCGCCGCAUGCCAGUGAGCAGAGUCUGAACAAACUGGGCCUGGUGGCCACCAGUGGAAUGGGCAGACGCAAGACAUCCGCGGAACUCAUCAGCGAGGCCAAGAUGUUCCUGGGCGAGUCCGUCGGCGGCGCCGUUCCCCUGAUGGCCACCGGCGGGGCCCGUUUGGUCAGCACUCGCCGACCCAUCACGCCCCGCGAAUCCGGACGGGUGCUGUACGGCAAAGUGGCCCUGGCAGGACGGCCACCCAGUGCAUUUUCCAUGCGCUAUCUGCAGAACGAGAAACCAUCUACGCCCCGCCAGUUGCCGGCUUUAUCGGGAUCUGGACCCGCCACGCCCAUGCCCACCAGGAAUGGCGCAUUACUCUGCCAAUCCAGCACAGAAACCCUGAUCGAACUGCUCAAGCAGCACAGUGGUCUCAAGGAUUGCAGCGAUGAGACAGUGCAGCACAUAAAUGCGAUCCUCCAGGAGCUUUAUACGCGAGUGAGAAAACAGGAGCGCAGCUUUAAGCGCGGUUUCAUCCUAGGAGGUCUCUAUGGACUGGUGGAGUGCACUUCGCCGCGUGUUCUUUUGGCCGUGGCUCGUGUGGUUUUGGCACUGAGAGUGACGGGCAGUAAUCUGACGGGUGCCUGCAAGCUGAUCUUCAAAGUGGCCAGGCAUGAGCAGCAUGAUGCCCUGUUCCACGAGCACGAUGUGCUGGAACUGCUCAUCGAUGGCCUGGGUCACGCCUCGCCGCUGGAUGAGCCGGAGGCCUGCAUUUAUGCCUACGGUUGCAUACGUUUCCUCACCGCCAGCAGUGCCCAGGAGCGCGAUGAUGCCCUCAACCGCAACUGGAUUGGUUUGGAGGGUUCCGGCUCAGGCUCUGGCUGUGCCUCUGGCUCCGAAAGUCAUCCGCUGGCCAUCGCAGCUCUCAUGCCUCCUGCUCUGUCGGCCAUUUCGGCUGGCCUUUGUCCAAGGAAGCUGACGGGACAGCAAACAUUGGUAUCCCGCCUGGCUCGUCACGGCGCCGUGGAGCUGAUGAUUUUGCACCUGCAGAUGCUCAAUGAGGCGGGGGCCACUAAGCGCCUUCAGGGUCCGCCGCUUCACACGCUCUAUCAAUUGUCGGCGGCCAUGAGGGCACUGGCGGAUGUUUGCCAGCAGCAGCAGCGUUUGCAGCUUCAAUUGCAACUGGCGUGUCCACAUCUUAUCCGGGCAGCCGAGGUUUCCAUGGGCGAGCUGGAAGUGCAGGCCAAUGUGGUGCGCACUCUGAGCGUGCUCUCCGAGGACUCGGAUUGCUGUGAAACGCUGCACAACUAUGCGGCCAGGAUUGGCCUGCUCCUGGGUCCUUCUUGUGCCGGCGGUGGUCAGUGCAGUGAACGACUCCUGGCGGUGCUUAGCCGCUUGGGCUACAUGCUGGGCAAUAUACUGGCCAAGCACGAGUCGGCGCGCAUACAGUACUUUCACAACGACGUGGCCAUGGAGUAUCUGCUGAAUGUGCUGGAGCAGUUAAACGAUCGCCCAGCCACCAGUGUGGCCCUUUUGGAUGCCCAAAUCAAGUUGAUACGAGUGGUGGCCAAUAUGAGUGUGAAUCCCGAGGUGGGCGCUGGCCUGGGAAAUGUCCGUUCCUUGGGCACCGUGCUGCUCAAGCUUUUGAGCAAGACCAGCGACGAGUUGGCCAAGAAGAAGUCGCCGGAACAGCAGGAGCUGCUGCAUGCCACCUUAGGAGCCCUGCACAACCUGUGUUUCUACCAGGACAAACAGGCAGCCGCACAGCCGUUGGCCGAGGGAUCGCUGCAGAGCUUGAUUGACGACUUGUCCGAAGCGUUGGCCAAGGUCUUGGGCCACUGUCAGACGUCGGUGACCAAAGUGGAGUUGGCCCGCGUGCUGGGCAACCUGACGAGGAACGAACGGGCUCGUCGUUGCUUCUGUGCGGCCGGAGGAUUGCCAUUGAUGGUGCAGCAGCUCACGAAGCAGGCCGCUGGGCAGGAUUACGAGCUGCGCACCUGUGCCAUUGGGGUGCUGGUCAAUCUAUUGGGCGAUGGCGAACAGCGAGGUCCUUUCCUACAGCUCCGAGGAGCGGAACUGCUGUCGCUACUGCUGCGUGGUUCCUUGGAGCAGGAGGACUGGUUCCUGGCCAAUAUCGUCUGCCAGGCCCUCUGGAAUCUCCUCAUCGACGGCCAGUGUGCGGCUAAUCUCUGCCAGAGCGGUAACAUACUCGAUGAAGUGAGCGAUCUGCUGGCCGAUUAUCUCGAUGAGGAGCGCAUGCUGCCCGGCGAUAACGAUAACGAUAACGAAGAAGACGAACCGGAACGGGAGCCAGAUGAUGUGGAUGCGGAUGCGGAUGUGGCGGAAACGGAUGCCGAUGCGGAUGGCCACGACGCUUUGUGGGAGGAUUUCGCACUGGUGGCCACCGAUUUGCUGGAACGCAUCCAAAACAACUUCGAUAGGCAACAGCAAUCGCAGACAUUGGUGCUGCAGCAGACCGAUAACGAAGACGAUAACGAUGUUUUCAUCGAAGAAAUGUAGUAGCUGUUCGUUCAAUAGUUUAUAGUGUUUCUAUGUGUUUGCAUCAUUAUUCGAUAAAUAUCUUUAAUCAAAUAAUCAAAGCCAAUAAAAAAUGUUUUAAAUUAGCCCUCCAAUUUCUGGAAUCGAAUGGGGAAAUGGCAAAAUUUCUAAAUCAUAAGAAAUUAGGCAAAAAUCGUUUUGGACAUCAUUAGUAACAUUUAAAAACAUUAAAUAUUGACAGUAAAAUAAUACAGCUGUCUUGAAAAUCAAUAUCUUCAGCUAAUGCUCCCUUAAUAUAAACACCGAUGACGAUUUCUUUUUAACGAGGAAAUGAAUACACAAACAAGUUCCUAAUGUUUCAAGAACACUAAACUACAAUCUUUAGAGUUUGUGGAAAUGCAGUCCUACAAACUGGAUCACUACGUUAUAUUUAUAAAUAAACUGCUUUCAGAGUUAUAAAAGAUGAUACUUUGUUAUGAGAAAAACAAAUCUCGGUUGCGUAAACUUAAAAUUUGUUUAUAUGGUACAACUGCAUGUUAUGCUUCUAAGGCUGAUAAAACUAAGGAAAAACAUUUUGGUAAUAUUGUAUGCCUACUCCAUUUCAGUUAUUUUUGUGGAAAACAGUUGUUACAAUUUCUAUGGAGAAAAACAACUUCUGUUAAAUAUUGUACUUUAAUCCUAACGCCAUAUGCUGGUGAUUUAAAAGUUGUAGAUACCUCAAGUAAAGGUAAUUUUUAAUUGCUGAAUAUUUGUAUAAAGUUUUUUAACAAACAAAAAUAUUUAAAUUUAGGAAUAUGAAUAUUAUGAUGUAUUUUAGAAAACACCUGUUAUUUCGAAACGCUUUGCCCAAUUAUGUUAACGGGUGUACUUUAAACGACAUAUUCAAGUGAUGACAACAUCGCUCACACACACACACCAGCGGAAACCAAUACACGCACGUCUUAAGCCAAGUUUGGGUUCCAAUCGGAAUCAGUCUUAUUGGCGAGUAGCCCAUUGAGCUAGCUUUUAUUUAUAAGUAUGAGUGUUGAAAAAUUGAUAAAGCGAAAAAAAAAGGUAAACGCUGCCCUCGAUUUGUAUUUUUUGUUAGUGAAAUUGUGAAUCAUCCCCGCACAUUGUUGCUCUUUUUUCGCCCUCUCUCCCUCUCUUUUCCUCUCUGUUUUUCUUCUUGGCCGUCUUUUCUCUCACUUUUCUGCCUUUCCAGCUUUUUGUAAUAUUAUUUAUUUACGCAUUUUGUUUAUUAGUUUAUGUUCGCCAAAGCUUUAGAAUCUUUAGGUAAUAUUUGAGGUUAAAGAGAGAAAGGUAGAAAAAAGAAAUGACAACAUGUCAAUGAAAUCAGCUGGUUUUUAGCCUUCCCAAAAAGUUGCCGGCUGCCUCAAAUCAUUUUGGAUAUUUCAAGACAAACAAAUGGAGGUACAAUUUUAAAGGAACAUUAGUUACCAACGGCAAUUAGUUGAAGGUAAUAUUAGUGGCGAAAAUGAGCUUGCAAACGUCAUUUAAAGAAAGUUAUCAUACAAAAAAGAGCAAAAUGGAGCGCCCUCUCUCAUGGCCUUCUUUUUUGUUUAUUUUUUGGAUGCUCUUUUUUGUGGUCUAAUCUAAGACUACUUUUUGAGUUUUUAUUGAUCUAUAUUUUUGGUAGAACUUUAUACAGGGCAUAGCAAAUAGUUUAUUUUAAUCAAACUAUAAUUACAUGAGUUACAAGCUCUGGAACUUGAAAAAUAUCCAAUACCUAUUAGCGAUUUUUUUCUUUUACAUUGCAAUUACUAUAAUAAUAUUAAUUACGAAGACUUGUAUAUUUUAAAUUAAACCUGGUUUUAAAGAUACUAUUUUUGUUGAAGGCUUGUGUUAUUAAAAGACUUUUUCUUGUCUUUUUUGGGAUCCUCAUAAAUGCUGGGUAAUUUUGACUAUAAUUUUUGAUGAAUCGCAGUACUUAACUGAUCUUACUUUUAGGAAUAUUUCUUUGGGAUGCAACCCC